CGCCGCUUAAUUGCGCUUAUCUUGAUUGUCAAGCUUAUCCAGCUGGCAGAGUCGCUGUAUGAGCAGCUGUUUUUGUCGAAAACGAAUGGAAUGGAGAGGCACACGAUCAACAACACACCUCUGGGCCGGGUCUGGAUGCUUGUUGCAGGCACGGCGGCAGGGGAACUAACCAGAUGGUGCGUUAUACCGGAGUCCAUGAUUUAUGUAGUUAGUUGUAUGCAUUGUUGUAACAAUGAUACCAUGGCCAGCGAUGAUUUGACCCAGGGUAUAAUUUAUUCUUGA
Messenger RNA from Laccaria bicolor S238N-H82, 282 nucleotides. RefSeq lists its product as uncharacterized. NCBI's taxonomy places the organism in Eukaryota, Fungi, Basidiomycota, Agaricomycetes, Agaricales, Hydnangiaceae. The record is from RefSeq and is a predicted model, not a curated record. The coding region runs from base 91 to 282 and encodes 63 amino acids. The transcript has a single exon.